AUGUACAAACUUCUGCGUGCAAGCUCCAGGCAAUCAUAUUUGUACGCUCGCGUUGUUUGCAGGCAACUAUCCAGCCUGCAGGCAGCGAAACCAAGCAAAGGCGUUGAGAUGAAGCCAAGCAAUGGUAAAUUAACGUCAGGAACAAAACCUCCUUGUCUCGGCACGUUAGCCGAUGCAGAACCCCGAUCGCCACUCCAAAGCGAAUCAUACGGUACAUACAGCAUCAAGACAUUUCUUGAAAAUGGGCGUUGCCACCCAGACUGUAUUUUGUGGUAUCGAUGGGGGAUGGAUCAAUGUCUCCAGUAG
Molecule: messenger RNA, 306 nt
Organism: Pochonia chlamydosporia 170
Lineage: Eukaryota; Fungi; Ascomycota; Sordariomycetes; Hypocreales; Clavicipitaceae
Exons: 1
Coding region: 1-306 (101 amino acids)
Source: RefSeq, a predicted model, not a curated record